Messenger RNA from Diaporthe batatas, 1727 nucleotides. RefSeq lists its product as uncharacterized. NCBI's taxonomy places the organism in Eukaryota, Fungi, Ascomycota, Sordariomycetes, Diaporthales, Diaporthaceae. The coding region runs from base 34 to 1578 and encodes 514 amino acids. The transcript has 3 exons. The record is from RefSeq and is a predicted model, not a curated record. Gene Ontology annotation, molecular function: oxidoreductase activity, acting on paired donors, with incorporation or reduction of molecular oxygen; heme binding; iron ion binding.
CUUCCACCCCCUCAAGAGGCAGACCUGACCAACAUGGCUACUGAAGCGUACAGCCUACUGAGCAGGUCACCCUUGGUUGUGGCCAGCAUCGUCCUCAUCGCCGCAGUGCCGAUUGUGUCUUGGCUGCUGCAAUGCAAUCAACGGCCGAAAACCUUCCCGCCCGGACCGCCAACCAUUCCAAUCUUCGGAAAUCUCCAUCAAAUGCCCACGAAAUCGAUAUAUGUCAAGUUUGCUGAAUGGUCAAAGCAAUACGGAGAUAUAAUUGGGCUCAAGGCCGGUCCACAGAACAUGGUGAUUAUAAGUAGUCCUCAGCUUAUACGUGAGACUUUUGUCAACCGCGGCGUCAUCUAUUCGGGCAGGCCGGUGCUCUACGUUAGCCGCGAAUUGCUAUUUCCCAACCAGACCAACCACAUGUUCAUGCUGCAGAAUGACGACACGCUGCGACGCAACAGAACUGCCCUUAAGCGCCUCAUGGGCCAGGCCGGACUCAAAGAGGCCUUCUCGUUUCAAGAAACCUUGACGACCGAGCUGAUUUCGAAUCUCUCCAGUGGCAAGGAAUCUCCGGAGAGGUGCGUCCGUUUAUACAUGUUCAGAAUUGCCAUGACUGCAACCAUGGGCCCAGUCGCCGACGAGGGGACCGCCACACUCAUGCUUGACGAGUGGACACACAUACAACAUAGACUUAUCAAGGUCCUCGAGGCAACAAUGUCAUCGCUCUUCGACAUGCUACCAUUCCUCAAAUACGUGCCAUUUAUUCCCGGCAAACAGAAUGCGAGGGAUAUCGGGGCUUACUUGCUCAAUCUGAGUACGGAAUUACUUGGACGCUUGAAAUUCCAUCUGGCACAGGCAAAAGAGUCUGGUUCUGAUGAUGUCAAAUACUGGGGUCUGAUUGGCAACAUUCUCCGGGACCAGGAGGGAGAGAAAGAUGAUGUGGAGAAGAGAAAAUUCCACUUCACGGACUCGCAGCUCAAAACGAUGGGCCAAUUCGUCCAGGAUGCAGCCACAGACACAACGCUUUCGACUGCAAUGACUUGCAUCAUGGCACUGACAGCAAACCAAAGCCUGUUCCGCAAGGUUCAGGAGGAGGUUGACACAGUCUGCGGAAAGGACGGCGAGCUGUUCUACUAUGACAUUGACAGGCUACCUUAUGUCAAGGCAUGUGUGCUUGAGACACUUCGAUGGCGGCCUGCAGCACCUAUCUUGUUGCCGCACCGUCUCGAACAGGAUGACCACGUACGGGGUUAUCACAUACCAAGAGAUACGAUGAUCAUGGCGAACGCCUGGGCUGCUAACCAUGACCCUGCACACUUUGAUGAGCCCGAUGUCUUCAACCCUGAUCGUUUCUUGGGAUUUGAAACCUACCCAGGCGUUUACCCCUUCGGAAUUGGGCGUCGCUCCUGUCCUGGUGACCGGUUCGCAUUAAACACGUUGAUCAUAAUGCUUUCCAAGCUGGCAGCAUCCUUUGACUUUACCUUUGAUGGUCCAGCUCCAGACAUGAGCCUUGAGAACGGUUACGAUGCUGGCGUUAUAAUGUACCCUAAAACGUUCCCUGUAAAGUUCAUUGAGAGGAGAGUCUGAAGUAUUGUGGUGUCCUGAAGUCUGUGUGUGGUGGGUCGGGACUGCAGCAUGCCCCGGUGGUGGGUGGAAUGUGAGCAAACAUUGAUGAGACCAAACAUGAGAGGAUGCAUGGGGAUGACAUCAGAUGGACAGACAGAGACAAACUUGCU